AUGACGGAGCUUGAACACACGCUGCCCGCGUCGCCGCAGGCUCACGACCAGAUUCCUGCGAACACGCACGGGGACCUGGGGAGAUCCUCCGCCAGAGCUCCCCACGGCGGCAGCGCCAGGAACAAGAUCCAAACCAGCAGCGUCGCUUCCGCCAGAAUGGACCCCCUGGGCAGACUGCCGUCGCCCCAGCCGGAGUUCCUGGAGCCGCGCGUCGACGCUGUGCGCUCGGCCGUGCGAGCAGAGCUGCAGGACUGCCUCAGCGGGCCCAUGCGAGAGGUAGUGCGGGUGGAAGUUGCUGCAGUCCUGCAGGGUUGGUUCGGCUGUUCUGGUGAGCAGGCGGCCCUCCGACCGGCGUUUUCCGGUAGGGAGGGCGAGCGCGCGAAUGACGACAAGGGCGUGACUCCAGCAGAUCCAGGCAAUGACGCUCAGGUGCCUCGAUACAACUGCGACGAUUCGAAUAUUCGGAUGGUCGAGGCCCUGCACAAGGUGCAAGGCGAAGAUGGUGACAGUCUCUGCGACGGAGACGAAGACGAAGACGACCAAGAUGGAGACAACCAAGACGAUCUACAAGUAACAGUGAACCAGCAGUCGAAAUCGGUGUCGCUGAAAUUGCGCCGCUUGAUGUGGUUUCUGCUGAAGGGCAUGGAGGAGGAGCCGCAGCGAUCGGGGCGGCUCGCCCGUUUCGUGGAUGGCAUGGGCUUCAAGCUGUUCAUCGGCGCCGUGAUCUUCGUCAACAUCUGGUUCAUGGUCUUCGAGGCGAACAUUCGGAUCAGAACCCCGUCCGACCGGAGCCUGCGGGCCGCCGAGUGGGUGUUCUUCGUCAUCUAUUGUCUCGAGCUGGCCCUCAAGAUCACCGUGCACAGACUCUUCUUCUUCUGCAGAGCCGACUGGAAGACCAACGUACUCGACAUGCUCGUGUGCCUCUCUGAUGCGGCCACCCUGGUGCUGGACGCCACGCUCCGGCUGAGCUUGAUGAGGGUCUUGCGCUUUCUCCAGUUCGCAAAUGUGAUCCGGGCGUUCGAGAUCAUGUACAGGUUGAAAUAUCUGCAAGUGUUCCUUGUUUGCAUUCAUGGUUCACUCGGGAGCUUCCUGUGGAGUGUGAUUAUGCUUUUCUCUAUCUACGGGAUAUUCUCGCUUUUCUUCAUGUCGGUCAUCACCACACACAUCGACGCAACAGGGGAAGCUAUCGAUGAUACCGCAUUUGGCCCGCUGUUCGGUUCGGUCGGACUUUCAAUCAAGACGCUUUUUAUGGUAACAACGGGUGGCGAUGACUGGAAUGGUACGUACCGUGUGAUAGAGCGAGCAGGUCCGAUUGCGAGUUGUGUGUUCUUAGUAUUCAUUGCGUUUGUGCAGUUGAACCUACUGAAUAUCCGAGACGACAGUCCCUCUGCGACGCACAGCUGUAUGAGCCGUGGGGCACACCAUUGCCACACGUGCAGGUUACCUAGAAGUCGGGUCCCGAGAGCAACCAACCUCGAGCAUUUUGCGCCCGUCUCGGACUGCUCCUCACUUUCACGUGUUGCAUAUAAUCAAUCAGGCAGGUGGUAG
Prorocentrum cordatum is the source of this 1548-nucleotide messenger RNA. NCBI's taxonomy places the organism in Eukaryota, Dinophyceae, Prorocentrales, Prorocentraceae. The record is from the annotation of a GenBank genome assembly.